This is a messenger RNA of Lacerta agilis (Sand lizard), 1923 nucleotides long. RefSeq names its product tripartite motif containing 45 (gene TRIM45). The transcript has 7 exons. Gene Ontology annotation, biological process: positive regulation of DNA-templated transcription. Gene Ontology annotation, cellular component: chromatin; nucleoplasm. The record is from RefSeq and is a predicted model, not a curated record. Gene Ontology annotation, molecular function: zinc ion binding; protein binding; ubiquitin-protein transferase activity. Lineage: Eukaryota; Metazoa; Chordata; Lepidosauria; Squamata; Lacertidae. Bases 83 to 1828 code for a protein of 581 amino acids.
AAGGAGGGAAGGAAAGAAAAGGAAAACGGGCAGCUGACGGGCCUGAAAUCUCUCCGAGAAGCCCACGCCACUUUUCGAGAAGAUGUCUAACACUCAGGGGUUACAAGAGGAGCUGACUAGCGUGCGCAAAGCCCUUCCUGAGGCGAAGGAAUGUUCUAGAAGCAAGUGCCCACUUUGCGCUCAGCUCUUCUCUGCCCCUAAGAUACUGCCGUGUUUACACACCUUCUGCACAGCUUGCCUAGAGCUGUUGGAGCCCUUUUCAGAUCUGGGCUUGCCAGGUGAAGACUCGGACUCUAGUUCGGAAGGGCCUUGUUUCCAGAGCUGCCGGCAGCCGCCGCCAUCGCCGCUGCUCAGCAUCCUCUGUCCCGUCUGUGAUGCUGAGGUAGAUUUGCCGCCAGGAGGGAUCAAAGACUUGACCACCGAUCACAUGGCUCUGAAAGAGGUGCUGUUGGAGACCUUGCAGGGCGAAGGCCUUGGCAUAGCAUGUGACCUCUGCGUGGAUGGAGAAGCUGUGAAGCACUGCCAGGCCUGCCGGGUCUCCCUUUGCCAGUUUUGCUGCCAAGCUCACAAGAGGCAGAAGAAAACCGCUUCCCACCCUGUUGUGGAGUUGCAGGACUUGAAGGGCUACACCCACAUUGAGAAGCCCAUCCAGUGCCUUUUGCACCCUUCAGAGGAGCUGACGCUCUUCUGUGAGCAGUGUGACAUGUCUGUGUGCCAGGAAUGUGUGGUGGGUAAACACCGGCAGCACCCCUACAAUUUCACCAGCAACGUUAUCCAUAAGCACGGAGACUCCAUUCGGGAGCUCUUGAAGAUCACUCAGCUGAAUAUGAGAACUCUGGAAGGCGCGCUCAGCCGUAUUGAAGAGGUGGGCAGCGCCCUUAGCAGCCAUGUAGAAGCCGUGGCUCGGGAGAUCUGCGCUUUUGCGGACGGUUACGUGAAAGCCGUCGAAGAGCACCGAGACCGGCUGCUCAAGUUUCUGAACGAACUGAAGGUCCAGAGGGAGAGCCUGUUGCAUUUGCAGAAAGCCCAGCUGCUCCAGCUGCUCCUGGAUAUGCAGACAGGAGUGGAAUUUACCGAGCACCUGCUCACCAACGGCUCAGACCUUGAGAUCCUCCUUACCAAAGGGGUGGUGGAGAACCGACUGAGCAAGCUAACCAACGUGGACUGCAAUAUCCACCCUGUUGCGGAUGACAGAAUCCACUUCUCUCCUCAAAAGAAGGCCGGCGUAUACCAUGGCUAUGAAAUCUUUGGGGCCGUUCUCAACAAAGCGGCUCAUCCAGCCAAGUGUGUCCUGCAAGGAGCAGAUCUUGGCAGCACUCAUCAGAACGAGCCAGCCGGCUUCACUCUGGUCUGCAAGGACACUUCCGAUGAGCAGAUGGAUAGAGGAGGGGAGCCUGUCCGCGUGUCCAUUUUCCAUAAAGACAGGAAGGAUUGUGUCAUCAAGGCCAGCGUAAGUGACAAUCAAGAUGGGACAUACCAUAUUUCUUACAUCCCUGAGGAACCGGGCAAGUACAAGGUCUGCGUCUUUGUCAGAGGUCAACAUGUACAGGGCUCCCCCUUCACCAUGAUUGUAAAGAACAAGUUCCGCCCACACCGAGGCGUCUUCCACUGCUGCACAUUCUGCUCUAGUGGGGGGCAGAAGGCUGCUCGAUGCGCUUGUGCAGGAGUCAUGCCUGGUGGCUAUCAGGGCUGUGGCCACGGACACAAGGGCCACCCUGGCGCUCCUCACUGGUCCUGCUGUGGCAGCGUGGCUGAAGCCUCUGAGUGCUCCAUUGUGCCGUGUGGCGAGACCUUGGGAAGGAGCCCACUCAGGACUGUGGUGCUCUGAAGGGGCUUCUGGCAAGGCGGCAAGGCUUCAGCCCACAAGGCGUUACUCAGCUGCACUAGUUGCCAGAGAAUUUCCUGCAUUGAGAAGAUGAAACA